UUUGAUUAUUUUAUAAUGUUUUUUGUGAAUGUGUGUAAGAAAAUCGCGUUGUAAUUGAUUAAUUAGUCUAAUUGUUUGUGGCUGAAUACUUUAUAAAGCUUCCUUAAGAAGACUGGGAGAGAGCUGGGAGGACGGUCAGGGUAAGAAGCAGGUCGUGUGAGCAGGGAUGCCGGGCUGGGAAGUAGGAGCGGCGUUUAUACAUUCAGGCAUUGCAACACAAGAGUGCCAGAAUACGCAGAGGAGGAACUUUGGACUCUAUGCAUUGCCUUUAACCCGACCAUCCAGAGCUAGUGGCAGUCCAUUCACACACCAGCAUGAAGGUACGGUUUGCUCCACCGAAUAUCCCUUUGAGCAGGAGACUGCAAACCGCUGCAGUUCUGCAGUGGGUCUUCUCUUUCCUGGCCCUCGCUCAGUGCUGCUAUGUGAUCUUCGCGGUGCUGAUGUUCACUCGGUUCUGGCUCGUGAGUGUCCUGUACAGCACCUGGUGGUUCCUGGACCGGGACACACCGUCGCGGGGCGGAAGACGCUGCCGGUUUUUCCAGAGGCUCGCGAUAUGGAGGCACCUCCGCGACUACUUUCCCGUCACGCUGGUGAAGACCGCAGACCUGGAUCCUCGACAGAACCACGUGUUCGGUUUCCACCCUCAUGGAAUCCUGGUGGCCGGGGGCUUCGUGAAUUUCUGCACUGAAGCCACGGGGUUCCAGCUGCUCUUCCCAGGCCUGACCCCUCGCCUCCUGAUGCUGCCCCUGUGGUUCAGGGUGCCCUUCUUCAGAGACUACAUCAUGACUGGAGGUUUGAUCCCCUCUGAUAAGGACAGCGCCGCCUAUCUGCUGCGGCAGGAAGGGGGCGGGAAUGCGGUUGUCAUAGCAGUGGGAGGAGCCCCGGAAGCCCUGGACGCCAGGCCCGGAGCGUUUACUGUGCUGAUCAAGAACCGCAAGGGAUUUGUCAAGCUGGCAAUGGAGCACGGUGCCCCGCUGGUCCCAGUGUUCUCCUUUGGGGAGAAUGAGUUGUUUGAUCAGGUGGACAACCCCAAAGGCACGUGGCUGCGGUCGAUUCAGGAGCGCAUGCAGAAGGUGAUGGGGAUCGCCCUGCCCCUCUUUCACGCGCGCGGCGUCUUCCAGUACAGCUUCGGACUCAUCCCCUACAGGAAGCCUAUCUUCACAGUGGUUGGGAAGCCCCUCCGGGUUGAAAGGAAUGAGAAGCCCUCUGCUAAAGAAGUGGAUGCCAUGCAUGAGAAAUACUUGGAGGAGCUUUGCAAACUCUUUGAAGAGCAUAAAGCUAAAUACGGCGUGCCGGAAGACAAGCAUCUCAGCUUUGUGUGAAGCGUUUCAUACAGGGCUGUUUAAUCACUGCCUCGCCUCUCUGGCAACGUUCUUGAACACUUCAUCUGGUGUAAGACCUUUCUCUUCUCGUACAGCGUUUGUACAGAGUAUUGUUUUUAUAUGCACAAAACAUUCUCCAUGGAAUUUACCCCAUGAAAUAGGAAACCCCCAGCAAUACGUCCUACACACUUUUGUACAAACAGCACCCCUCACAUUUAUUCUGUAAUAGAAAAGGUGCAUCUCCCUCUUCAAUAUCUUCAAAGGCAUCCCAGUACUCUAGGAGUCACUGCAGAGACCAGACGACAAUGCAAACUCCACACCCUGCUUCUCUGAAAGGUUCCAGCAGCUGUGAUCAGUGAGGGGUGGUCUUGCCUGCCUUUUUAAACACCUUGCACACUGAGCAUGGUGGCCCUUUGCCUUAUAAAAGGUAUUUGCCCGCAGUGGGUGGCCCUACCCUUAUAAAAGUUUCCCAUAGCAAAAGCAUAGCAAAGUGUAAUAUAGCACAGAAAGCAUAGGUAAGCACUGUGCAGCGAAGUAUGGUAAAGUAUAAUAAUAAACAGGGUAAACUAUAGCUAAUGGAUAGUGUAUCCGUGGGAAAAGAAAUACUUUGCAGAAAUCCUGUGGUAAACAAUGACAACAUUUUUUUUUUGUUUUGUUUUUUUGUUUUUUUGGUUCAACCCUUGCAGGAACCUAAUCAAGAAAAUUUAAAAAGUGCUAUUGGUGCAUUUUGAUUAAAUGUUUUAAUUUAAAGAGAGGGUUAAUGCUUACUGCUGGAGGCAUGAACACACACACACACACACACACACACACACACACACAAUGUUGAGAGAAGCAGAACUUCGAUGGUGUGUCGAAGGAAAGGCAGUAGAAACACGCUGUGGAGUGCAUUCCUUGUGGACUUUACUACUCCAUCCAAAUAGAGGAACAAAGGUUAAAUCUACAGCACUUACACUGUAGGAAACAUGGUAAUAAAAUUAGACAAGUGUUUUGAUGUGUCAGCUUCAAUCAUGCUAUAAUGUUGGAAUCUAAUUAUUUCUGACUGUAAACUAAUAGAUGAAUAGAAGCAGGUGAAUAGCUUUACAUACAGCAGAAUGCCAGAGAGGUAAGCAGGGAAGCUGCAACACUUCAUUAGGAUCAAUCAGUGGGUCUGAAGUUGAACAAUGACUGUGUUGUGUUUACAGGAAUUACUUUUGGCUGUGUGUAUUUUCUUUGAUUGGUGGGGUUUAUGUUCCUGAGUUGUUGAUAGAUGAAAUGGUAACCGUAUUAGUCCAAAGAUGAUCGACAAAGAGAAGAUGAUGUGAUCCCUUUGAUUGGACUAACUAAACAAUAAUUACACAAGCUUUCAAGAGCCCGUCAGACAUUUCAUGUAAACAUCAAGCUGUCUUUCCUACUUUCACCUGAAGAGACCUUUGAGCUCUUGACAGCUUGUGAUUAAUUAUUGUUUAGUUCGUCCCAUAAAAGGGAUUGCAUCUCCUUAACUUUGUCUAUGUUCCUUAGUAAAAUUUUGAACCCCACGUACAAUUUUCUCAAAUGUGACCCCACUGGAAAAUGUUGUUACUACAAUUUAUAAUAGUUUUAUUAUUAAUCUCUAAAAUGUGUGUAAAGUAUUUUAAUAAUUAAAUCAGUGUGGAGGCAGUAGAAUUCUAUUGCUUUGUGACCUCA
Molecule: messenger RNA, 2984 nt
Organism: Acipenser ruthenus (sterlet)
Lineage: Eukaryota; Metazoa; Chordata; Actinopteri; Acipenseriformes; Acipenseridae
Product: 2-acylglycerol O-acyltransferase 2-A-like
Exons: 7
Coding region: 315-1322 (335 amino acids)
Biological process (GO): triglyceride biosynthetic process; diacylglycerol biosynthetic process
Cellular component (GO): endoplasmic reticulum membrane
Molecular function (GO): diacylglycerol O-acyltransferase activity; 2-acylglycerol O-acyltransferase activity
Source: RefSeq, a predicted model, not a curated record